AAUCUUAACGUCACAAUCUGCUGUGUACCUUGCACCUCCACACAACCUCAGGCAGCCAGGAGGACGUCCAGACACAAGGACAGACAGCAGCCACGAGGUGCACCGCGGCCUAAUUACUUUCUGAAGGCACCGGAUUUCAUUUGGAGAUGAGUAACCUGGAUGUUUGGACCAAGGACACACAGCCACAGGGAGAAGGUCAUUCCUGGAAUCAUUACUGCAGAGAAAACAAACUUGAGGGAUUUUUCUUUUUUCUGUCAUUCUAGGUCUUGAGGAUGCAAUGGAAUUUCCAAGAUUCACCUUCAAUCCGAAAGAGGGGAUCGACAAUCCAGCCUUGAUCAUCUCAGACGACCCGGAGCCAGAUCCCAGUCCGGUACCCCGCCUGUGCCAGAUAAAGUGCAAAGAGGGCCAGAGUUUUGGCUUCCAUCUGCGAAUGGAAAGGAGCUGCCGGGGCUAUGUUGUCCGCCAGGUGGAUCCGUGGAGUCCUGCAGCGCUCAGUGGGCUCAGGGACGGGGACCGUGUGCUGGAGGUCAACGAGGAAUUUGUCGACAACAUGGAGUUCUCGAGGGUGGUGCAGAGAAUCCAGGCAUGUGGGCUGCAGCUGUUCCUGCUGGUUCUGAAGGGGGAGGAGUAUAAGGAGGCGCUGGCCCAGGGACUGGACAUCCAGGCUCUGACCAGGGCUUACCGAGGGGAGACAUGUUCCCGGCCCAGGCUGUGUCACAUCACCAGAGACCCUGUCUUAGGUCUGGGAAUCAGCAUCAUCCCCAUUGAAGGUCAGAAGGGUCAAUACAUGUUGAGCACAGUAAGUGAGGGUCCUGCAAAGAAGGCAGGGGUGCGUAGCGGAGAUAGACUGGUGUGGAUCAACGGUGCCAUGGUAUCAACGCUCACCCAUUCAGCUAUCAGUAAAAUGGUGAAGAAAUGUAGCGUCCAUGUGACCGUCCUCGUCAUCGACAGAGAAAGUGAAGCGAGCUAUGUCCGACGGAAACUGCCCAUCUUGCCGAUCAUGGCCGGCUCUCACAACCUGCCACACAGACCCACAACGAUGCAUCUGGUCCAGGGGUCAGAUGGAUACGGCUUCUUAUUACGUCAAGAGAGGUUGACAUCAGGGGGGCCUAUUGCUCACCUACUCCGUGAGGUGGAUGUGGGGAGUCCGGCAGAAGAGGCUGGCAUGCAGGAUGGAGACUUGCUGCUGGCGGUCAAUGGGCAGCCUUCGGAGUCCAUGGAGCAUGAGGAUAUUGUCAGGACAGUGAGGAAGAGUGGCAACCGGGUUAGCCUCACCACCAUGCCCAUACACGGAAGAGACUUCUACACGCAGUUGGGUCUAUCUCCCCUGCUAUUCCAUGAGGACAGUCUGCCAGAAGGGGAGGGGAUGAGGAAGACACAGUCCCCUUGCACUGAGAUUCAGGAUGGGCUGAGUAAAAACGAGCAUGGCUCACUUCCUUGUCCGAGACUCUGUGUCCUCGAGAGAGAAGAAUCAGGCUUUGGGUUUAAUCUGGGCUGUGUUCAACAUGAGCCAGGAACUUUCAUAGGCCAGGUGGUGGUAAAGGGCUCAGGACAUAGGGCUGGGCUGUGGGAAGGGGAUGUCGUUGUGGAGGUAAAUGGCCAGAAUGUAGAGAAUGAGUACUUUGAGGACGUUGUGAUGCUGAUAAAGAAGAGCGAGUCGUCUUUGAAAUUACUGGUUGUGGAGAGGUCAGGGUAUGAGAGACUCAAACAUAAUGGGCUUCCAAUCACUCCUGGGGUCAUACUCCACAGCACUCAGGUUUUAGAGAAAACGAAUGAUGCUUUCUUGUGAUGGAAUGCUGAGAAGUGACCCAAGUCGUUAUGAAGACAACAUUAGGCAUCUCACCUAACAGAGGAUCUGGCACUGGCACAGCAUCAACAACAAACAGCUGCAGUCACUCAGUCAUGUCCCAAUGAUAACACAGUGCAGGACGAAAUCAGUGAAGCUAUUCCCUCUACUUCUAAAUGCAACCUGAAAGAGAAGGACUGAAAUAGAUGCUUGGCCUGCGCUGUGUCCUAAAUGCCAUCCUAUUCCCUAUAUAGUGCACUACUUUUGACCAGGGCCCUAUGGGGGGGGGGGGGGGGGGGCAUUGGGGGCACCCUUCGCUCCACAUCUCCCAAUCUCACAUGUCCUCUUUGUCAGGACUAGAUAUAUGCUAUGACCUGCUUCUUGCAAUGGAGGAUUUGCAGAGUAGAUUGCACACUGUUUCAAUGAUUAAUAUCUCAUGUGUAUAUGAUGGGAUAAUGAAGUUCAGGUUUAUUCUAAGGUGAAAUCAGGAUGAACAAAAUAAAAUGGGAAAAACAUCA
Oncorhynchus nerka (sockeye salmon) is the source of this 2304-nucleotide messenger RNA. It is a transcript of the gene nherf4a, whose product is annotated as NHERF family PDZ scaffold protein 4a. Gene Ontology annotation, molecular function: signaling receptor binding; protein-membrane adaptor activity. The transcript is spliced from 11 exons. The coding region runs from base 278 to 1789 and encodes 503 amino acids. The record is from RefSeq and is a predicted model, not a curated record. Gene Ontology annotation, cellular component: apical plasma membrane. Lineage: Eukaryota; Metazoa; Chordata; Actinopteri; Salmoniformes; Salmonidae. Gene Ontology annotation, biological process: protein localization to plasma membrane.